AUGUUUGUGAACGGUAAUCAAUCUAAUUUCGCUAAACCCGCUGGUCAAGGUAUUCUGCCCAUUCCUAAAAAAUCUCGAAUUAUUAAGACUGAUAAGCCAAGACCGUUCUUGUGUCCUACAUGCACUAGGGGUUUUGUCAGACAGGAGCAUUUGAAGAGACAUCAGCAUUCGCAUACCCGUGAGAAACCGUAUCUUUGUAUCUUUUGCGGCAGGUGUUUUGCUCGUAGAGAUCUAGUGCUCAGGCAUCAGCAAAAACUUCAUGCUGCUCUUGUAGGUACGGGCGAUCCCGGGCGAAUGACUUCAGCAUCAAAUUCGAAUUCUUCCUUUGCCCCUAAGCGUCGCCAUUCCGUGGCUGCAGACGAUCCAUCCGACCUCCAUAUCAUUAAAAUAGCCGGAAACAAAGAAACUAUUCUGCCUACCCCAAAGAACCUUACUGGUAAGACACCUGAAGAGUUGAAAGAAGCCGUGGUCGCUCUGGCCAAAUCAAAUAAUGUAGAGCUCCCCGCCCCGGCCCCCAUAAUUAAUAAUAAACAAGUAAAAACUCCUCCUAGUAAGGCAGGCUCCCUAGGAUUCAAAGAAUUCAAAUUCAACGCAAAAGGUGUACCGGCUCACUCUGCAUCAAGCGAUGCCGUUAUCGACAGAGCGUAUACUCCCUCUUCCAUGCAUAAGACGAAAAGACACGCGUCUUUCUCUGCAUCCAGUGCGAUGACCUAUAUGUCUAAUAACAACAGUCCUCACCAUUCCAUUACCAAUUUCGAGCUAAUUGAAGACGCCCCGCAUCAAGUCGGUUUUUCCACCCCACAGAUGACUGCCAAGCAACUCAUGGAAAGUGUCUCCGAACUAGAUUUACCUCCAUUGACUCUGGACGAACCGCCACAGGCUAUCAAGUUUAACUUGAAUCUAUUCAAUAAUGGCCCCUCCGGACAGCCACAGCCACAGCAAAGUUCUACCUCUAGUACCAUAGUGAACAGCAACAAUGGAAGCACAGUUGCUACACCGGGGGUAUAUCUCUUGAAUAGCGGUCCCUCUUUGACAGAUCUUCUAACAAUGAACUCUGCGCAUGCAGGUGCCGGCGGGUACAUGUCUACUCAUCAGUCGCCAUUUGAUUUGGGCUGCUUCAGCCAUGACAAACCGACAACUUCUGAAUUUAACCUUCCUUCAAGCUUCUCGCAUACUAUGGUGUCAAAUUCUACCACGGCUUCUAACAGUUACAGCAAUUUGGCGAAUCAAACCUAUAGAGAAAUGAGUAAUGAGCAGCCGCUUUUAUCCCUGUCUCCAAAAAACCCACCGACAACCGUUUCGGACUCCUCUUCCACGGUCAAUUUCAAUUCGAGCACCAAUAAUUUAUUGGAAUCAUCAAUGCAGACCAAUGAUAAGGAUAGUAAUGUCGAUCCAGCUGCCAUAGAUGACAAGUGGCUAUCUGAAUUCAUUAACAACUCUGAUCCAAAAUCUACCUUCAAGAUCAACUUCAAUCAUUUCAAUGAUAUCGGGUUUAUUUAUUCCCCGCCUUCAUCAAGAUCAUCCAUACCAACCAAGUCACCUCCAAACCUGUCAGCUGUUUCAUUAUCACCUCAUUUAAACCUAGGCUUGAGUGGAAGCACAGAUCUACCAGUUACACCACAAAACCAACUGAAGGAGCCUUCCUAUUCUGACCCUAUUUCCCACAGCUCUCAUAAGAGGCGUCGUGAUAGCGUCAUGAUGGAUUACGAUCUGUCCAAUUUUUUUAGCUCAAGGCAAUUAGACAUCUCAAAGGUAUUAACUGAGACAGAACCAGAUAAUUCUAAUGUGAACGACGAUAUUCUCACUUUGUCUUUUUCCAAUGAAACAGAUUCUACUGAAACACAGAAACAGCCACCUGUACUUACUCCUUCGGACUUGUUAUCGCCAUUUUCUGUUCCUUCAGUUCCAGGGGUACUUUUUACAGAUGAACUAAGAAGUAUGAUGCUAGUGGACAAUAAUAUCGAUUCGGAAGCUUUCCCCACAACCAGUCAAUUAAACGGUUAUGUGACUUACUACAGGGAAGAAUUCCAUCCCUUUUUUUCAUUCGUUCACCUUCCUUCUAUCAUACCUAAUAUGGACAGUUAUCCCUUGUUAUUAUCUAUUUCCAUGGUCGGGGCAUUAUAUGGGUUCCAUUCAACGCAUGCAAAAGUGUUGGCCAAUGUUGCAAGCACCCAGAUUAAAAGAAGCUUGAAAGCUAGUGAGAAAAACCCGGAGACAACAGAGUUAUGGGUUAUACAGACAUUAGUGUUGUUAACAUUCUACGGCAUCUUUAAUAAAAAUACAACAGUAAUUAAGGGGAUGCAUGGUCAACUGACAACAAUUAUUCGCCUCUUGAAGUCUUCUCGUUUGAAUUUACCUUUAGAGUCUAUAUGUCAACCGCCUAUUAAGAGUGAUCAUAUGAUGGAAUACGAGAACAGUCCUCAUAUGUUUUCAAAAAUAAAAGAGCAAUACAACGCACCGGAUCAAAUGAACAAAAACUACCAAUAUUUUGUAUUGGCACAGUCACGCAUCAGAACUUGCCAUGCUGUAUUACUUAUAUCUAAUCUAUUUUCUUCUCUGGUAGGUGAUGAUUGCUGUUUCCAUUCAAUGGAUUUGAAAUGUGGUGUUCCAUGCUAUAAAGAAGAUUUAUAUCAGUGCCGAAAUGCCAUUGAAUGGUCUGACCUAUUAUCUCAGUACAAAAUAACGUUAGAUUCGAAAUUUUCAUUGAUUGAAUUGUCUAAUGGUAAUGAAACUUACGAAAAUUGCUUGAGGUUUCUUUCUACAGGCGAUAGUUUCUUUUACGGGAAUGCUAAGGUUUCGUUAAGUACAUGUCUAUCAUUGCUGAUAUCUAUCCAUGAAAAAAUAUUUAUUGAAAGAAAUAAUGCAAGAAUCAGUAAUAACAGCUAUAACAGCAAUAACAUUGAGUUAGACGAUAUUGAGUGGAAGAUCACUUCUAGACAACGGAUCGAUACAAUGUUGAAAUACUGGGAAAAUCUUUAUUUGAAAAAUGGUGGCAUCUUAACACCCACUGAAAACAGUAUGUCAACAAUAAACGCCAAUCCAGCAAUGAGGUUAAUAAUUCCGGUAUAUUUGUUUGCCAAAAUGAGGCGGUGUUUAGAUCUGGCGCACGUUAUUGAGAAAAUCUGGUUAAAAGAUUGGUCCAAUAUGAAUAAGGCUUUGGAGGAAGUUUGCUAUGACAUGGAUUCAUUGAGAGAAGCUACCGAAUAUGCCUUGAAUUUGGUGGAUGCAUGGACUUCAUUUUUCACGUACAUUAAACAAGGCAAGCGCAAAAUUUUCAACACUCCAGUAUUCGCAACCACAUGCAUGUUCACUGCCAUAUUAGUCAUUUCGGAAUAUAUGAAAUGUGUAGAGGAUUGGGCACGCGGAUAUAAUGCAAACAACCCUAACUCAGUAUUAUUGGAUUUUUCGGAUCGGAUCUUAUGGCUAAAAGCAGAAAGGAUUUUGAGAAGAUUACAAAUGAACUUGAUACCGAAGGAGUGUGAUGUAUUGAAGUCGUAUACCGAUUUUUUAAGAUGGCAAGACAAGGAUGCCCUAGAUUUGUCAGCACUAAAUGAAGAACAAGCACAAAGGGCCAUGGACCCGAAUACCGAUAUAAACGAAACAAUUCAAUUGAUUGUAGCGGCAAGUCUGUCCUCUAAAUGUUUGUAUUUGGGUGUUCAAAUAUUGGGUGAUGCGCCAAUCUGGCCUAUUAUAUUAUCGUUCGCUCAUGCUUUGCAAUCAAGAGCGAUCUAUAGCGUUACGAAGAAAAGAAAUACUAGAAUAUAA
Molecule: messenger RNA, 3765 nt
Organism: Saccharomyces paradoxus
Lineage: Eukaryota; Fungi; Ascomycota; Saccharomycetes; Saccharomycetales; Saccharomycetaceae
Gene: RSF2
Product: Rsf2p
Exons: 1
Coding region: 1-3765 (1254 amino acids)
Biological process (GO): regulation of transcription by RNA polymerase II; DNA-templated transcription
Cellular component (GO): chromatin
Molecular function (GO): RNA polymerase II cis-regulatory region sequence-specific DNA binding; DNA-binding transcription factor activity, RNA polymerase II-specific; zinc ion binding
Source: RefSeq, a predicted model, not a curated record